AUGUCGGUUUUAAAAAAGAAUGGCUCGGCGGAGGCGGGUGGGAAUCGGGGAGGGAUGGAAUGGCAUAUGAAUGUUAACGAAAAUGCUCUCCUAGGAGCAAAGGAGAGGAUGGGCGGUAAUUCAAAACCCAUCAUCACUUUUUGCCGCACGCAGAUAGCGAAUGGAAGUUUUAUUGAUCAUGGAGAGAAUGAGAUCACUUCGGAAGUUCAUAAAAAAGUCACAAAACGAAUUCCAGCUCUCAAUUUUCAGUCUGCUGAGUUGUUUUCUGCCCUAUCCUACAUCCCCGGAGGCCACUAUGCCGUACACUACGACUAUUUAUCAUAUCGAAGUGAUAAGGAACACGACUGGUGGAUGCAAAUGAUGAGAAAUCGAAUUGGAACACUGAUUUUUGUGAUAAAAACCGCUGAAAAAGGCGGGGGUACAGUAUUCCCGAGCAUUGGAACAACUAUUAAAAUUGACGAAGGAGACGCAUUCUUCUGGUUCAAUGCACAAGCUGAUGAGUCACAGGAAAUGCUAUCCGACCACGGCGGUUGCCCAAUCUACUCUGGUCGAAAAGUGAUUGCCACCCUCUGGAUUCGUGCCAAAGAUCAGCCAGUGAUCCCAAUGGCUGCCUCCGGAUCCCCAAUUGAUGCCUCCUGGAUGAUCCCUUCGUUUAGUAGUGCUUUUAGAAGCGAUCAGAAGAGUCAGACGCCCGUUGAGCACUAG
Caenorhabditis briggsae is the source of this 705-nucleotide messenger RNA. It is a transcript of the gene Cbr-phy-3, whose product is annotated as Protein CBR-PHY-3. NCBI's taxonomy places the organism in Eukaryota, Metazoa, Nematoda, Chromadorea, Rhabditida, Rhabditidae. Gene Ontology annotation, molecular function: L-ascorbic acid binding; iron ion binding; procollagen-proline 4-dioxygenase activity. The record is from RefSeq and is a predicted model, not a curated record. The transcript is spliced from 4 exons. Gene Ontology annotation, biological process: peptidyl-proline hydroxylation to 4-hydroxy-L-proline. Gene Ontology annotation, cellular component: endoplasmic reticulum. The coding region runs from base 1 to 705 and encodes 234 amino acids.